CUGCGACACUCACGGGCGUCAAGGCUACAAAAGCGGUCCCCCGGAUUUGAAAGCCCAACUAUACAGCAUACAACCCAUCUUUUUUCUAAAUACCACCGUCAACUACGCCGCACGCCAUCGACAUGUCUUCUCAACCCACCCCUUUUACAGCGCCCAGUUACCGACGAUGGCAAACUCGCUCCGCCACCAGAGCUGCCAUCGAGCCCUAUGCCAGCGACUAAGCCCGCGGCUUUCUCGAGCCACGAAGACUGCUGGCCUGAGGAAGCAACUCGAACUACUCCCCACACGGAUUUGACCUCAGCGCCGAUGACCAGAAGUGGGAGCCUCCGCAUGGCGGGAUGGGGGUUCUCGGAUAAUUUCCAAGGCUCAGAAAAUUCUACUUUUAAACUAGUUAGCACUGGUCAUUCCGUGCACGGUCAAGCCCGGUUCGGCUCGCUGAACCGUUUGGGUCAAUCGGGUGCUGCAGCUAGCAUGGUGCUGGUCGGCUGA
Molecule: messenger RNA, 489 nt
Organism: Striga asiatica
Lineage: Eukaryota; Viridiplantae; Streptophyta; Magnoliopsida; Lamiales; Orobanchaceae
Source: the annotation of a GenBank genome assembly